CAAACUCUCGCAGAAGCAACACGUACUUUCACCGGUGACUUGAGCUACCUAGUGGAAGACAAGUGUAGUGUAGUGAUAUCCUGACACCAGACAGAGAAUAAAGAUGCAUCAAAAGGUAGCAGGGUGGGCGCUCUUGGCGCUGAUCAGUUCGUCGGCCGUCCUUCAUACGCUCGCGUACCCACAGCAUGCACCUCUUAUAUCACAGGCGACAAGCAAUGUUCGGACACAAAACCCCCAGUACUACAGCAAUUCACUGAGUGUAGUUCCAAGCCCAGUUGCGCAGGAGCGUAAAUUCGCUGAGAAACCAAACGCGUUGAAGAAGGUGGCUCUAGACGACCUCGACGACAUCCAAACGAACUCAAUCUCCGAUGGUGGCUUCUCAUGGUCAAACAUGCUCAGUAUGAUCAUGCAAAUGAUCUUCAACCCUGGCACCGCGACAGGCCCCAACAAAAGUGACAACAUCGACACCGACUCCGUGUCUCCAUCUCCUUGGGCUAACUUGCUCUCCAUGGGUCUCAAGAUCCUCACAGCGAUCCUUGGAGGAGGUGCCUCUAGUGACGGCAUCGAUAAGGUUGAUAACGGCUCGUCGCCCAUGCAGGGUAUAUUGGCAGCGGUUCUGUCGACGGUGCUCGGUGCAAAAGACCCCGACCAGGUCGCCUCCAUGGCAAAGCAGGCUGGAGAGUUCAUCAACAUCGUCGUGAACCUCUUAGACGCCUUGAAGACAUCGUUCUCGCACCGCUCCCUGACCGCUCGCUCCAUGGGUCGCAAGGAUUCCGUCAGUGAUGCCGCCCUCGCUGGUAUCGCCAUGAUGAAAACCUAUGUCAGGUCCUUCGGCACCAACGACGACAAAUGUCUGCAGAAAUACAUCUGCGACGCCAACAAUGAAUGCUCUUCUGACAUCGGCCCUAAGAGCGUCUUCUGUCAGCUUGGAACUUACGCUGCCAGUUUCGUCCUCGAAAGGCAAUCAGGCGGCACCUUCGACGAAUUCUACGAAGCCGGACGCCGCGGUCGCUCCGGCAUCGACUGUCGCCAGAUGUAUCUCCAGUGCAAUGAAGUUUAAAUCCUAACAACCAACAUAACACCAAUUACCAGCUAAAUCCCAUACCCACUGUAACAUCAGUGAAGACAAAUUAAUUGGGACUUGCAUCCAAAUUUUGAAAUCCGAACUAUUCCAUAGAAGUCUCUACAAUUUUAGAAGAAAUUUCAAAGUGAUCAUACAAACAGAAAUGUGAAGAGCACUAGUGAAGUCAAAACUUGUAAUUCGUGCCUAAUUUUGAUAAUAUCAAAUACGCGAGGGGUGACAACCUAGUUUAGUGCCUUAUUACAAUAUAAUUGGCAUUUUAGCUCAUAACUUAUCCCAUCGCACACAGUAAGAGCGCGUUGAGUUUAAGUGUUCUAUUAAUUUAUUUAAAUUAUUUAUUUAUUUAACUUAUUUUAGAAGUUAAUAAGUAGGCGUUGUAAAUUAUUCAAAGAAUUAAAUUCACAAAAGCCACAUGAAUCCGUCCAGUAAUAUGCAAUGAAUUGGCAUAUUGUUAUUGUAAUUACAAUCAACAAUCCGCCAAAUUCUUUAAUAUAAAUGACUGAUGUAAAAUAAAAUAUUUCUGUGUGAUAUAAAUACAUUUUAUAUCACCUAAUAGUUUAGUUGUAUGUAUAUUUUAUGUGUGAUUGUAAUGUAUGUUUGAGGACGUCCUUGUGUGGUUGUGAUCAGAAAAUA
Molecule: messenger RNA, 1714 nt
Organism: Pectinophora gossypiella (pink bollworm)
Lineage: Eukaryota; Metazoa; Arthropoda; Insecta; Lepidoptera; Gelechiidae
Exons: 7
Coding region: 104-1060 (318 amino acids)
Source: RefSeq, a predicted model, not a curated record